CUCAUAUUAUUCCACGUGAUAAAAGUAAAACAGGAGCACAUAAAUCACUCCGACUUCUUAAGUCAACUUGGUUGUCUCAAACGAAGCAGAAAUUAAGAAUACAGGAAAUAGGAGAGAAUGAUCUCGAUAGUAUUUACUCUUCGACGUACAUGCUGGGUUGGUGCAUUUUGAACCACGGCGUACACCGGAGUUGCUCCUCUUAUCUUCGUAACUGUAGAGUCCAAACCCCGCAUGAUGCCAUUUCAUAAAAACAUACGCCCCAAUGCUGACCAAAACCCUGUAAAACAUGUUAUUAACGUUGUAACCUGUAAUUUCCUAUUUUAUCAACACAAUAUUAGUUUGACAGAAUAAGUCGGUACAGUGGUAUUUAAAAUUUUAUUACAUGGUAUGUAGUUGCUGCGCUGCGCAAUAGUGGGAGGAUCCACCGUGACGCAGUUCACGCGCCUCUCACUGGCGCGGAAGUUUGUUUUGUAACUGCAAUCUGCUGGUCGUCUGUGGGCUUAUUUUCUAUAUAUAAAAAAAUGAUGCGCAAAAAGCGACGCUCUUCUGUCGAAAAGGGGGAAGGAGCUUCUACAACCACCAAAGCAAAGAAGAGUCGCAGCAAUGGUCGCCAGACCAAGGAGCCUGUAUCAGAGGAGACAAAUGAAGGUGUUUUUGUAGUAUUUGUGAGGGAGGCGGGUGUCACCUUAAAACAAGGUGGCACAUCCAAUGAGAUUGCUGUUGACCAAGUAGUUUUCCAGAAGCGGAUACAGCAGCAACUACAGAAGAGUCCCAGGUAUCCCAGUGUCAUGCAGGAAUUUGUCGCUGGAUUGGAGGCUUACAUUGAAAAUGAUGACAGAUUUAGGAACUGCCUCCUUCCGUGUGUCCCUCAGCUGUCUGGCGGAGACUCCAGUUCUGUCAGCUCGUUCCAGGAAAGUCUGCUGCGAAUGUUGUUGGGCAUUGAGAUGCUACAGACUUUGAUAAUUAACAUGUUGCUAGAGAAACUUCCCGAGUUCAUGCUUGAUGGCGCCGGUGAUGGAGGACUCAGUAUUCCACGCAUGAUAAUUAACCAGCUCAAAUGGCUAGACAGAGUUGUGGACAGCAAGGAGCUGGCAGUGAAGCUCAUGGAGCUGGUUUCAGCAGCACCCGUGGAGGUUCAGCGGGACAUCAUCACCAGUUUACCAGAGAUACUGGAAGAUUCCCAGCACAAUGAUGUAGCCAGAGAGCUCAACUCCGUUCUCCAGGAGAACACUCAGUUGACUGUCCCAGUCCUGGAUGCUCUCUCUAGUCUCAACCUCACUUCAUCAUUACUGACAGAGGUCCGUGUGUCUGUUAUGGCCAUGCUGGCGGCCGUGCAGCUGGAAGACCUCCCUGUAGUGGUGAAGUUCAUCCUGCAUUCUGUCUCAGCCUCUGAUGCAAACGAGGUGGUGUGUAAUCUCCGUAAAAAGCUAGACCUGGAGCAGUGUGUUCUUCCUCCUGUGCUGCAGGCCUCUCAGAGUCGUAUGAAGAGUAAAGGAGCUUCACUGCCUGCUUCCACAGCAGCAGCUGCCAGCAGUCAGGACAGCAUCACGUUGGUUCUGGACUGCAUCAAGUCAGCGGUGCGCUUCCAGAAAACCAUUUCUGAGGCUUGGCUCAAGGCAAUAGAGUCUGUGGACCAAGUGGAAGACCAUAAAGUUAUAGAUCUGCUGGUGCUCUUCAUCCUCCACUCCACCAAUGCCAACCAGAGCCGGCGGGGAGCAGAGAGGGUGUUGAAGCUCAAAGUGAGGACUGGACUCUUCCAGGAGGCUCUGCUACAGAAAACCUUCAGGGAUUACGCUCAGGUCAUACGAGGGUACUUCCCCUCCAUCUUGGCUCUGGCUCAGAGUUUGUUGCGCUCCCCCGACCCCUGCAUUGUGCCUUUUGGUGGGCACAUGUACCGACAUUCAUUCACUGCGUUUGACUCUUACUGCCAUCAGGAGGUUGUGGGUUCUCUGGUGACCCAUGUGUGCAGUGGUGUGGGUGGGGAGGUGGACGUGGCUCUGGAGCUGCUCUGUGGUCUGGUUACAGAAAAACCCUUGGAAAUGGCUCUGUAUGCUGUUUUUGUCAAGGGAAUCUUGGACUACAUGGACAACCUCACACCGCAGCAGAUUCGAAGACUUUUCCACCUUCUCAGCAGACUGGCGUUUGGGCAGCAGCAGCAAGGGUCUCACAUCCAGGACGACAUGCACAUAGUGAUCCGCAAGCAGCUCUCCAGCACCGUGUCCAAAUACAAGCGUAUUGGCAUCAUUGGUGCUGUAAUGAUUAUCGGCAGCAUGGGGGCCUGCAGACAAAAAGGCAAGGAGUCCCAGAAUGUCUCGUUGUCCCAGGAAACAUUCAGACAGGUGACGGCUUUGCUGGAGCUGGUGAAGUCGAGCAGUGAAAGCUCUCCUGAGGCUGCAGCUCUGUACUACGAUGAACUGGCUAAUCUGAUCUGGAGCUCAACUCUAGAUCCACAGGUUCAGGACAUGAUAGGAAAGAGUGUCCUGGAUGACUUCCAGGACGACUUUGUAGUGGACCUUGGGCCAGAAAUAACAGGUUCCCUCCCUUUUCCAGCUUGUGUGAUGUACAACUUGGAUGAUGAGGAGAGUCAGGGAGGCAUUGCCAUCAACCUGCUGCCUCUGCUGGCUAAAGACAUCCAAAACAAAGGAGAGCAGCAAACUCAAAUCAAGAAGGGACAAAGGCGAGCGUCUCCUCUAUGUUUGUCUCCAUUUUUUCGUCUCCUGAGACUUUGUGAGGAGAAGCAGCAUCAGGGAGACCUGGAUGAGAUUGAUGCCCUCCUGGGCUGCCCUCUGAUCCUGACAGACAUGGAUGUAGUGGAGAAAGUUGAGAGCCUGUCAAAAGCUGAGCGGGAGUUCCUCUGUACUCUGCUCUUUCACACCAUCAACUGGUUCAGAGAGGUUGUGAAUGCUUUCUGCAAACAAAAAGAAACUGAGAUGAAGAUGAAGGUGAUGACUCGCCUGCAGAACAUCACUUACCUGCAGACGUUGUUGGAAAAGGCUCUGGCAGGAACGCCUGGCUAUGUUCCACCUGUUUGCAACUUUGAUGGAGAAAGCACGGAGGGUUUUGCUGUUGGUUCCACUGUUCCUGCGAGUAAAUCAAAAAAAGAUGGCACAGGAAAGAAGAGGAAGGCUCCUGGUAAGAAUUCCACAGAAGGCAGCUCUCAGCCUGAGGAGGCGACAGAAGCAGAUGAAACUCAGCAAGAGCAGCCAGAAAAGGAGAAAGAAAAGGAGAUCCGAUCAGGCGUCAGCUUGAUGGCCUACAGGCUGUUUUUCAGGGAGCUGGACAUGGAGGUGCUCAGUGUUCUCCAGUGUGGCUUGCUUUCACGUUCGCUGCUGGACUCAGAGCUCCACACCAAGGUGCGAGAAGAGGUUCUGCUGGGUCCUGCUGAGCUUGUCUUCCUGCUGGAGGACAUGUUUCACAAAUUGGAGUUCAGUCUUGCGGCUGCAUCUGCCAAGAGAGCCCCUUUUCUGAAGGGAAGAGCUGAUAAAAGUGUGGGCUUCUCCCACUUACUACAGAGGAGCUCCAAAGAUAUUGUCUCCUGUUGUGUGCAGCUGCUGCCAGCACUUUGCACACACCUGGAGAAUUGUCACAACCAUUUUCAGACACUGCUAUCUGAGAACAACGGCGUUGUGGAUGGGCCCGCUACUGAUCUGCAGGAGCACCAGUUAAUGUCAUCAGGCUACCAGCUGCUCCUGCAGGUCCUGAACACCACCUUUAGCUGGUCUGGCUUCAGUCAGCCAGGACAGCGGAGCUUAUGGAAGAAGGCUCUGGGAGUUUUAGCCGGACGCAUUAAAGAAGGAGGUGCUGAGCUGAGCCUGGAGCAGCUUGUGAAACACAGCUUUGAGUACCUGCUGAAUUUCCGCAGCACGAUGCCAAACCUCAGCACAGCUCUGUGUCUCUCCCAACUUCUGUCCACGGUGUCAGAGAAAGGAGGAAAUUCUGCCGCUUACAGAGCACAGAGUGCUUCCCUUGCGCAGCAUUUCCUGAGCCAAGUUUGGGUGACAGCUAGCGGAGAGAGGGAGCGAGGGAACAAAUUCAAUGAAGCACUUCAUGCUCUCCUGAGCAUCUACCUGGUCCAUGUUGAUGAUGUUCUGAAGGCAGUGGAGGAAAUUGCUGGAAAAGGAAUCCCUGAGCUGAUCAAUGCAGCGAAGGAUGAGAGCUCUGCAUCAUGGCCCACUCUCAGCAGGCAGACUUUCCUGGUGUUUUACAAAGUGUUGAUGGCAGAGCUGGAUAAAGCUGUCAGGAAGAUUCCUGCUAGCAAAAUAAAUGACAGCACUGAGGCUCAAAGUGAGAAGCUGCUGACAUGGAACCUGGCUGUCAGAGAUUUUCAUAUCAUGGUCAACUUAGUGAAGGUGUUUGAUUCCAGGCCAGUGCUCAACGUGUGCUUGAAGUAUGGUCGGCUUUUUCUGGAAUCCUUCCUGAAGUUGGGGAUGCCGCUUCUGGACUAUAGUUUCAAAAAGCACAAGGAGGAUGUCCAGAGUCUGCUGAAGACCUUCCAGCUCAGCACUCGCCAGCUCCACCACAUGUGUGGACACUCUAAGAUUAAUCAGGAUACCAACUUGACCAACCAUGUACCGGCCUUGAAGAAGAGCCUCGAGCUGUUUGUUUACAGAGUGAAGGCCAUGCUGGCGCUUAACAACUGCCAGGAGGCCUUUUGGAUAGGCAACCUGAAGAAUCGGAACCUCAAGGGUGAAGAGAUUCUUUCUCAGAGGUCGCAAGGAAGUGAUGAUGAUGACGAUGAUGAAGACGAGAACCGGGGUUUGCCAUCGCCACAGGAACAAACAGAUGAGGAGAGUGACUCUGAGGGAACAAAGAAGGCUAAAAGAACAGAAAAUGCGGAUGAAGAUGACAUUACAGAUGACUCGGAGUUACACUCAGAAUAAUAUCAGCUGAUUAUUCCUUAUUUCCAAUCACCAGUUUGAGUUUUUGUGAAGUUUUAGAGCCCUUAGUGCUCGGUGGCAAGUGGUCUGCCUAAGGUUCAGCACUUUUUUUUUUUAGUUUAUUGUUUCUUAUACUUGCUGCAGUAACACUUUCAAGCACAUUAACAAAUAAUUCAUGAAAUUCAUUUAUGAAUGUAACUUAGGAAGGAUGCCUUCUAAUUGUGUAUCUUCACUAUAUGUUCUGUUUUGGAUAAAAUGUAUGAUAUAUUUGUCAAUAAAAUUAACUUGAUUUGUCA
Melanotaenia boesemani (Boeseman's rainbowfish) is the source of this 5173-nucleotide messenger RNA. RefSeq names its product FA complementation group D2 (gene fancd2). Gene Ontology annotation, biological process: homologous chromosome pairing at meiosis; double-strand break repair involved in meiotic recombination; mitotic intra-S DNA damage checkpoint signaling. The coding region runs from base 522 to 4880 and encodes 1452 amino acids. Lineage: Eukaryota; Metazoa; Chordata; Actinopteri; Atheriniformes; Melanotaeniidae. The record is from RefSeq and is a predicted model, not a curated record. Gene Ontology annotation, molecular function: DNA polymerase binding. Gene Ontology annotation, cellular component: condensed chromosome; nucleus. The transcript is spliced from 44 exons.